AAGUGGCUGAUGUCCUCAGACCAACUUUUUUAAUGUUGUUCCUGGAACAACAACUGCCGCUACCAAUCAACGCUUGAGGUGUCAUCAAAUUGAGCCGCGCUCAAAAACUGGGGAGGUGCUUAACGCGAAAUUGUUCAAACGCUCCAGGAGUGGAAGAUAUCAGACAGGUCGCCAAUUGCAGAUUUAUAAGUUGCAUCGGACAGCAAGUGGAAAUAAGAGUACGCAAUGGAAGAUGUUGAGGUAUUAAAAUGUUUGAAAAUGAAGAGGCCAACAUUCAAAGUUGGAAGUGUUGGGCCAUAUAACAUCCAAAUAAAUAGUUUGACCACUUUAAUGAAAGACAACAAAGUUUCUGAUGAGGUCAUGGAUUCCAUAUGUGAUGUUCUAAGCAGGAUUCGCCCAGGUGUUGUACAUAUAAAUUCUCAGGCACUAACCAAAAUAUUGGAUGGGUCCAAAAGGGCAAAAAGCCACUAUUUUAUCAAGAAUAACAUUUUUGAGGGGACAACAGAGGUGUUUGGCCCUUAUCUCGAGGGUGGUAAUCACUGGACUUUUUUUCAUUGCAAUGUUGACAAAAGAUGUAUCACUUACUUUAACUCCUUUGGAGAGAUGGAGUGGCAGUGCCAAGCAAUUGCCCAACACUGGUGUGAUUUUGCCACUGCAAGGGGAGUUCAAGGAGAGUGGGUCCUCAAAACUACAAAACACAGUUUGCAAACAGACUCUGUCUCAUGUGGUGUCCACACACUUGCAUUUGCCACAGAAUUUAUAAAGUCUGGUGGUUGCAUUACCUCCUUCCAGUGCCCUGCAAUACAACAGGAGAGAUACCUGCCUUGCCUUGCUUUUGUACCGGUCUUUAGGUAA
Misgurnus anguillicaudatus (oriental weatherfish) is the source of this 855-nucleotide messenger RNA. Lineage: Eukaryota; Metazoa; Chordata; Actinopteri; Cypriniformes; Cobitidae. The record is from RefSeq and is a predicted model, not a curated record.